UGCACUUUUUUCCAGAGAUUUUGUAUUUAGAGAUUUGUAGCUUAAUAUAUUAUUGCGCCUUAGCUCGAUGUACGACUGCAAAGAACCGCUGGAGAGGCGCCUGUGAGGUGAGAUGUUGAUUGGAGAGCUCUGUUUCCUCCAUCAGUUGGUGCUGAAGGAGCCGCUUCCUGCUGUCUGUCUGUCAUCGCGAGGACGAGGAUGCUGCCGUUCAGCAGACGCAGGACUCACGAGCGCGCUGGUGCCAGCCAAACGUCGGAUCACUUCAAUCGAGCGUGACGUUGUGGGAUCCAGCGAUUGAUUGUAUGUUGGCCAAGAUAACGAAGGAUUGGAAUUUCGUCCUUCUCGCGAAACCUCUGCCUUGUAAAUUCUGUGGCAGAUCCGUCUUUAAGUCUCUCUUUGAGAUGUGUAUCGAUCUUUUUUAAAGAUGUCGUCAUCCUAUAUGUUCAUGGGUCGGAUUUUUGAAGGGCAGGGACGUGGAAGUGAAGGAGCACGUUCAUUCUCUUCAUAAUAACGCCUCAUCUGUUGGAUACUAAUAUAAGCCGCGCUGAUGGAAAAUACGGGAUCACAGGUGGUCUCGCUGGAGCAGCAGGUGGAGAGUGUGGAGAGGAGCAUUGUGUUCCUUAGACAGGAGCAGCUGUCUCUGCUGCAUGGACUACAUCUGGAGAUCCUGUCCCUCCAGAAACGCUGUACAGAUGCAGAGAAGAGCAGGGUUACAUUGCUCACUUUGAUGGCUCAGGCUGCAAAGAGAGAACCACGGGUCAAUAGCUUCCUGUCAGUGCAGGAACUUACACAGGAACUCAACAUGAAGCCCCCAGGCAGAAGUGAAGCAGAGGUGAAAGAGGAAGAGGAGCAGCUGGAAGCUCGUUGUGGGGAGGUGGAGGAGCAUCUGCAGGAGCAACAACAGAUCCAGAGUGAUCUGCGAUGGGAGCUGAGUCAGAAGUCGGUUUUGGUGGGUGCUCUCCGCGCUAGUCUGAAAGAAAAGGAGCGCCAUUUCUUGGAGGAAUUAAAACACCGCAGCCACAGAACCACUGCGCUCAACACUGAGCUGCAGAAGCAGACGGAGACGGCUGCGUACCUGUCCUUCCAGCUGCAUUCAGCCAAGCAGAAACUCCAGCAGCAGCGCAGGAGGCCACCCCAGCCCGGUGCAGACAAGCCUCCCGCCCACCCUGUACCUCAGGCCAGUGCCAGCAGCCCGACCACCAUCAAACCCAAACGACGGAGCUCAAGCCGGCUCUCCUCGAAUCUCCGCACCGAACGCGCCAGGGAGUGUGUACCCCGCGAGAGGGUGACGGGCCCCGAGGAGCCGAUGGCCAUGCCUGACCCUGCCCUCUUCCUCUACCCCUACAGACACAGAUCCCGGCUCCGCCCACCACACAGACACGCCCUGCAGGAAGCAGAGGGGGAGGAGUCAGAGGAGCUCGAUCAGGGAGCUCCAGUAAGCAGACUGGCAACAACAGUAGCUAAAGCCACUGCGACCACUGCAUCCACCACAGAGAACAACGCUGAAUGAGUGUUUCUUUUACAGUUCGACCUGCUUGUUUUUAUGAUAUCCAAACCUGAAUUGCACCUUGAGCCCCUUGGGAAAACCUUUGCAUUAUGACAGUGACAGAAACGUUUAUAUUUGCAAUACGGUUUGCUUUUUUUACAGUUUGCACAUGCGGUGAUUAUUAGACCAAGGAGAGAUUUUUGCUUACGUUCUUGUUGAACCAAAAUCGACUCGUGUUUAUGUUGCUGUAAGGCAUUUUUGUAAUCAAAAAUUUACCCUGAGGACCUCAAUACACAAAUAUGAAGUGCUCCAUAAGGCCUGUUUUAUGCAUCCUGCAUCUGCAGAC
This is a messenger RNA of Carassius carassius (crucian carp), 1832 nucleotides long. It is a transcript of the gene ccdc92ba, whose product is annotated as coiled-coil domain containing 92Ba. Bases 548 to 1510 code for a protein of 320 amino acids. The record is from RefSeq and is a predicted model, not a curated record. The transcript has 5 exons. Lineage: Eukaryota; Metazoa; Chordata; Actinopteri; Cypriniformes; Cyprinidae.